AUGUAUUUGGCAAUUGUUUUUCAAUUUCUUCUUUAUUUCGGUAUUAUUGCAUUAGCUGCAUAUUGGUUAUUUUCUUUGCGUGAUAAUAUUGAAAAAUAUUUUCAAAAUAAGGUUGUUUGGAUUACUGGUGCCUCAUCAGGUAUUGGUCGUGAACUAGCCAAACAAUUGGCUCGUAUUUCACCAUCUACAUGUCUUAUUCUAUCAGCAAGACGAGAAGAAGAAUUGCAUAAACUUGCCAAUGAACUUCAACUGGAUUCUGAUCAUUGUUUGGUUUUGCCACUUGAUCUUGAAUUACAACAAGAUUGUUUUAAGUCAAAAUUUGAUCUUGUUAUUGAACGGUUUGGUCACAUUGAUGUCUUGAUUAAUAAUGCAGGCAUAUCACAAAGAAGUCUUAUUCGAGAUACGGUAUACAAUGUUGAUUCACGACUGAUGAAUAUUAAUUUUUUGGGUACAAUUACUUUAAGUAAAACUGUUCUACAGCAUUUCAUCGAACUCCAAAAGGGACAUUUUGUUGUUGUAACAUCAGCAGCAGGUUAUAUUGGUACAGCAUUACGUUCAUCAUACGCAGCUUCUAAACAUGCCUUACAUGGCUUUUUCAAUUCUCUUCGAUUGGAACAUGCUUGUGAUAAUAUUGAUGUUACAAUUGUGUGCCCAGGUUAUGUUCGAACAGAAAUAUCUCAAAAUGCUUUUGAAGGCUCGGGUUUAUUACAUGGAAAAAUGGAUCCAAAAACUGAUCAAGGAACUGAUCCAUCAAAAUGUGCAUAUGAUAUACUUCGAGGUGUUGCCAAUAGAGAACAUGAAAUCUAUGUUGGAUAUCUUGGAUCAGUUGUUAUUUAUCUUCAACGAUUUGUUCCUCGAUUAUUUUAUCGCAUUCUUUUACGUUCUAAAACAGAUUGA
Messenger RNA from Rotaria socialis, 897 nucleotides. The record is from the annotation of a GenBank genome assembly. Lineage: Eukaryota; Metazoa; Rotifera; Eurotatoria; Philodinida; Philodinidae.